Molecule: messenger RNA, 1494 nt
Organism: Colletotrichum acutatum
Lineage: Eukaryota; Fungi; Ascomycota; Sordariomycetes; Glomerellales; Glomerellaceae
Product: inosine/uridine-preferring nucleoside hydrolase
Exons: 2
Coding region: 215-1306 (363 amino acids)
Molecular function (GO): hydrolase activity, hydrolyzing N-glycosyl compounds
Source: RefSeq, a predicted model, not a curated record
CAACAGCUGGCCAGAUUUCCCCCUCGGUCGGCGACAGCUGGUCAGCUAUGUCUACGUACCUCACUUUCUUCCCCGCGCUCUCCCAUCAUCUCCUCUAUGAAGGCCUUCGACAUGGGAUGCUCGUGAAAGAACCUCUCCUUUGUGCCAAGACGCUGGCCAAUGCACAACCAGUCCGAGGACUCAGCGUCCGGAUCUUGUCUGAUAAGGCAGAGCAAUGUCGAGAAUCACUGCAUACCUCUUGACAGUGUUCUUCAUCUUCGCCACUAUCUCAUCAGCAAAGAAGAACCUCAUAGUUGACACAGACCUAUUCAGCGAUUGCGACGAUGCCGCGGCUCUUCUUCUCGCCGCCACAUCUCCAGAAGUCAACCUCCUGGGAGUUAACAUCAACUCCCAAUCCUCAUAUUCAGUUCUAGCAGCUUCAGCCCUCCUCAACCAUUUUGGCCACGCCCAAGUCCCAGUCGGUGCUCGCCGCCCGCUAAACGAUGUCCCAUUCUUUGACAACUGGGCCAAGCGGGCCGGCGAGUUCGCGAGCAAGCUAGCGACAUACUGGUCCAAAAGCAUCUCCGACGCCGAAGCAGCCUGGGACCCCGUCGACCUUUACCGCAAGCUCCUCUCCGAGGCAGAAGAUGACUCCGUCACCAUAGCCUCUAUCGGCUUCCUGCACAAUCUCUCCGGCCUCCUCAACUCCACCGCAGAUGCCCGGUCCGCACUGUCCGGCCCCGAGCUGGUGAAGACCAAGCUGAAAGAGCUCGUCGUCAUGGGCGGGGACUACCCAAACGGAUUUGAAUUCAACUUUUGGGGCGACGAUUCCUAUCAGACAGCACACGUGAUUCACAAUUGGACAAGUCCGAUUGUUUACGCCGGUUUCAAGCUCGGGGGCUCGGUUCGCUCAGGCGGUCCUCUCAUGGCGGACGGGCCCAAGACUGACCCUGUGCGGGCGGCGUACAUACUCUACACGUAUUACCAGCCGCGGUGGUCGUUCGAUCCGGUCGCGAUGCUUUACGCUAUAGGGGGUCUCGGUGAGUACUUCAAGUUCGGUAACGAGUAUGGAUACAAUACCAUCACAUUAUACGGAGAUGGCAAGUGCAACGGUUGUAAUGUCUGGGUGUAUGACAAGAACGUCACGAAUCAGCACUGGCUUGAUCUUACAGUCAGCCACGGAAAGCUAGGUGAGGAGCUGGAUAGGCGAUAUUUGCAGGGAGCAAGGUCCUCCAAGAGGGCUUCUGACCCCAUUGGAAUUCUCCCCAAGUUUGGUGAUUGCAGAGUCGAGCAAGCUCUGGGCCCACCAGAAAGACUAGAGUUAUGAGGCGCUAGGUCGCUGAACGGCAGGUCGCCUCGGUUUUCCAGCAUAACUAUCUAUGUAUAUCGGACUUGACCGGAUUCCAAAGUUACGAAACGUACCUAGAGAACUGUGAUUGAAUUAAGAAGAGAUUUAAAUAGAAGAGAGAGAAGAAGUUCUAAAGCUAUCGAAGCGAAAUAGAGAAACUAAGAGUC